AUGGCAACCUUGAACGCACCACCGAACGUUUACGAUGAGGAAGGCACCGUGUUGUAUCGUGCUGUUCCUUCAAACUUAAUUAGUGACGAUGAGCCGAUCACGGCUGCAGCGGUUAAUGCUGCUACAGCCGCCGCCGCGGGCCAAGAGGCGCCCACCAUUCCCACCACCAAUAGACAAAAGUUCGGGCAAACGCAAAGCGGGGUUGCCGGCACACGAGACGCCAUUCAGUCGGAUGGGGGACCAGUGCGACUCACUCAGGAAAGUUUAACUCCAGUAAAAGCCCUCGCCAAAUUGUUUCCCCCCGUGCCACUCAACGUGCCGGGACACGAUAAGGAUCGUACCAAUACCCGCGGGCAGGAGCAGGAAUGUGCAUGGAUGAAGGCUGCUGCCGUUGAUCACACGAGCCGUUUGGACUGUGUUCACCUUCAGGAACACUUGGAGCGGCGCUGUCAACAGGAGCAUGCACGUCCCUCUGGAGUGGUAUGCACUAUUCGGGAGGGGAUAUACGCAGAUGGAAUGCGGGAGGUUAUUCGACAGGUGACUGUGCUCUGUCCGGAACGUGGGUUGCUGCUAGCCGAAUUGGCGGAGGAGAUGCAGCAAACAACAAAUACGUACGAUAUUCUGUUUGAUAGUGCCUCUCAAUAUACCGUACGAAAGGCCAUUGAGCGUGAUUUGAGAAGCUAUCUAUUCAAGGAGAAAGAAUGGAUGGAAAGCGAGGUGCGUCGACUCGAGAAUCGUGUGAAUGAGUUACGAGCAAAGCACAAUGGGAUGCUGAAGCGCUUCGAGGAGCAGAAGCAGUCCGAACAGAAGAUCCACGAGGAGGAAGUGAAGUAUCUGAGAAAAGCCAAUCAGCAGAUUAUCAAUGAGAUUAAAAGAUUUGCCGCUGUAGAGAAGAGUAGUACCCCGACACCAGGCAUGUGA
Molecule: messenger RNA, 921 nt
Organism: Trypanosoma brucei brucei TREU927
Lineage: Eukaryota; Euglenozoa; Kinetoplastea; Trypanosomatida; Trypanosomatidae
Gene: Tb927.7.820
Product: dynein arm light chain, axonemal, putative
Exons: 1
Coding region: 1-921 (306 amino acids)
Cellular component (GO): axoneme
Molecular function (GO): dynein heavy chain binding
Source: RefSeq, a predicted model, not a curated record